Molecule: messenger RNA, 893 nt
Organism: Peromyscus leucopus (white-footed mouse)
Lineage: Eukaryota; Metazoa; Chordata; Mammalia; Rodentia; Cricetidae
Gene: Rnase1
Product: ribonuclease A family member 1, pancreatic
Exons: 2
Coding region: 187-633 (148 amino acids)
Molecular function (GO): RNA nuclease activity; nucleic acid binding
Source: RefSeq, a predicted model, not a curated record
UGGCCUUGUUUUUAUCCUUCAGGUAAAAUUGGCCAAGAUUUACUCCGCCCAUUUUCCUUGGAAGCCAACCCCUUUGUCUUCCAUAUAAAGUCCCACACCACAGGGACUGAGUGGCUGCAGAGGCUGGCUUCCAGUUUGCCCCGGAGUUUACUCAGAGUUUAGGCUCCUCCGAGCAACAAAGCUACCAUGGGCCUGGAGAAGUCCCUCAUCCUGUUUCCAUUGCUCGUCCUGGUGGCUGGAUGGGUCCAGCCUUCCUUGGGCAAGGAAACUUCCGCCAUGAAGUUCGAGCGGCAGCAUGUGGACUCGGAUUCCUCCAGCAGCAGCCCCACCUACUGCAACCAAAUGAUGAAGAGGCGGGAAAUGACGAAGGAAUCCUGCAAGCCUGUAAACACCUUUGUGCAUGAAUCCCUACAGGACAUCCACGCCGUCUGCUCCCAGGAAAACGUCAAGUGCAAGAACGGGCAGACGAACUGCUACAAGAGCCGCUCGGCCCUGCGCAUCACCGACUGCCGCCUGACGGGCAGCUCCAAGUACCCCAACUGCGAGUACAAAACCAGCCAGCAGCAGAAGCACAUCAUUGUGGCCUGCGAGGGGAACCCCUCCGUGCCCGUCCACUUUGAUGCUUCUGCAUAGGGUCCCACCUAGGCCAAACCAGCGAGAUGGCCCUGUCUCCCAGCCUCGCCCAGUCGAUACCUGCCUCUCCUCUCUUUCCUUCUUUUCCCGGAAGUAACCCCUGUUAGGGCUUCCCUAUGAGAAAAACAUGCUCCCCUCUCCCGUGCUCCACUCCUGGGACAGAUGAAGCAAGACAGCCCUCACCAGAACGUGGUGUCCCUUCAACCUGAGACUCCCUUGACUUCAGAACGGUGAACCAAAUAAAAUUCUGUUCAUUAGAA